CUUUUAAUUACAGGUCCUUUCACUGACAUCGUCAAUGCCAAUUUGCAGUUGAAAAAUCCAACCGAAAAACAUGUUUGUUUCAAAGUGAAAACCACUGCACCAAAGCAGUACUGUGUUCGCCCCAACUCGGGUAUUUUACCACCCAAUGCCUCGAAAACUAUUACGGUCAUGCUGCAACCGAUGGAUGGGGUUCCUUCCGAUGUUGGUCGUCACAAGUUCAUGGUGCAGACCUGCUUCUGUGCUUCGGCCGAUGUUGAUCUCGACAAUAUUCUGGAAGGUACACUCCCUCCUAAUGAACUAAUGUACAGCAAGCUGAUGGUCGUUUUCCAACAGCGACAGUCCGAUCCUUCUGCAGCGGGUAAAGAAGAAGCACCAUCUUCGGUGGCAUACAACAGCCCGUUGAACACCUCACAUGCCGGAGCUACUGUUUCUUCUGGAGGAAAUAUAGUAACUGAGUUGGAAGAGAAGCUGAAAAGCGAGAAGGAGUUGCGAAUGCGAUUGGAGAAAGAUCGUGCGGCUAUGCAGCAAGAAAUCGAUGAGCUCUUCAGUAAACACACCAAGCUUCAGCGAAUGCAAACAACGGAAAGCGGAACCCCAACCAUCCAGGUAUUGUGCUUUUCUUUC
Ostertagia ostertagi is the source of this 624-nucleotide messenger RNA. The record is from the annotation of a GenBank genome assembly. Lineage: Eukaryota; Metazoa; Nematoda; Chromadorea; Rhabditida; Trichostrongylidae.